CAUCAAGCCACUUUGGACGCUAACCCGCGAGCCUCGUGAUGGCACAUAUCCUGACAGACAUAAAAACAACUCCGGCUCUGCUUGCAAGGGAUAUUUGGCUGUUUCAUCAAUAACAAUAUUUUUAAGCUCACUGCCAUUGAAUUAAAUAACCAAGCUCGGAAUCCAAGUUUCUCAGUAAACUCGUACCGAGACAACACCAACAACAACCACAACCACAACCACAAUCACAGCCACAACGGCAACAGUAACAGCUGGUAACCUCACCGAAUUAUCGCUUACUCUACACCAGAAAGAAACACAUACGCGCAUUAACGUACUGUGUCAGCCGAACCAACUCCCUCACCUUACCUACCUGGACACCAUCUCCAGGCCUGCAGACAUCAUGAGCGGCGGCCUGGUGCUGUUCGAGACGACCGAGUCGGUGAUCGAAGUGCUGUGGGACAUUGCGCUGGCCGUCUUCAUCGUGCGCAUUGGCUUCGUCUACUUUGCGGCCAACUUUGCCACGGGCGUCGCGCUGGCCUGGCUGGCAUCAUCAUCAACAACAACAGCAACAUACCUCACACAACUCACAUCCACACUGCCAGUGUGGCUGCUGCUUGCAACAGCGUCAGUCGCAGCGUGGACGCGCCUCCUCGUCGUCCGCUACGAGAUCCCCCGCGCGCCGGGGUUCCGGCUUGCUAUCGGUGUGGCCGGGCUGCUCUUCAUGGCUGGUGCUGAUGCUCUUGUUGCUCUGGUUCUCUUGGGCCAAGGCACGCUUGCUGCGACGCUCGCGGACGCAAGGGCUGAUGCUGCUGCUGGACUGGCUCUUGCGCUGUUCGCGCUGAUGCCGCUGGUUCAGAUGCCGCUUGAGCGCGCGGAGGGUGAGGAGUUGAGUCAUGGGCAUGGGCAUGGGCAUGGGAAGAAGAGUGUUGUUGAUGCCGUGCCAACGGUGAACGUCAAGGAGAGGAAGGAGGCGAAAAAAACGCAGUGAGGGGCUGGGUCUGGGCGAGAGAUAUGAGAUUGCAACUAUCAGAAAAGCUUUACUUGUCUAACGAGGUUAGGAAUGCCAGGUUUAAUUCACAGGAAUUGUUUCCAUGCUGAGUGAAGAUUUAAGGUCUGUAUGUGAUUGAUUGUGUUUUGGGUAAAGGAAAAGGGGGGUGAGUGAGGAUGAGGCGAGUGACGGGUUUGAAUUCUCACGAGGACCAAGAAGCAUGGCUGUGUUCCGGCAAUUCGAUUCGAUUUGAAUUUCGGGCUGGUGUCAAACUAGUAGUUGCUCAAUUCGUGUUGGACAUUCUGGAGGGAAUCCCUGAGUAUUUUCCUUUGGGCUUUUAUGAAAGGCACAAUUGCUUGAGUUUUGAACUUGGGUAUUGAGGUCAAAUUGAGGUGAAUGAAUCAAGAAACGAAAACUCCUAUUUCUGGACAGUCCGCCAUUCUGACCGCCGUAAAGGCAGUCG
Lasiosphaeria miniovina is the source of this 1433-nucleotide messenger RNA. RefSeq lists its product as uncharacterized. The transcript is spliced from 2 exons. Lineage: Eukaryota; Fungi; Ascomycota; Sordariomycetes; Sordariales; Lasiosphaeriaceae. Bases 383 to 970 code for a protein of 195 amino acids. The record is from RefSeq and is a predicted model, not a curated record.